GACACCCCACUUCUCAGCCGAUUGUGUCAAGCAAUUGGGUUCCCACUCCUCUGCCUUCUCGCCGGCCCUGCAGCUGCUCCUGACAGAACCAAGAAAAGGUAUGAUUUAAGUCUUGAUGAAAUGAGAGCUUUGACAUUUCAGAGAGUGAAGUUUACCAUGGGUCUACCUCUCUUAAAACGUGCAAUUCAGGAACAGGCAGAGAAAACAAAGAAUUUUAUCAGUCGAAACCUUGUCAUAGGAGAAGUCCUCUCCACAGCAGACAUGGCCACAGGAGUGAAGUGUGGAAUAAUUUAUUGGCUAUUUGGAGGUGCAAUCAGGAAUCUUGGAAGCCCAGGACAUGUAACUAAGUGGCUUCAGCCUCUCCAGGAGCAGAAAUACACGGGGAUGUUUGCAAUGACCGAGAGGGGCCACGGGAGCAACGUGAGAGGUAUCCAGACCGAAGCCACUUUUGAUCUCUCUGCCCAGGAGUUUGUCAUCAACACGCCAUGUGAAAACGCUGAGAAGAUGUACAUCGGAAAUGCGAUGUAUGGGAAUUAUGCAGCUGUCUUUGCCCAGCUCAUCAUAAAUGGAAGAUGUCAAGGGCCCCACUGUUUCAUCGUUCCUAUCCGGGACGGAAACGGGAGCUUGUACCCAGGAGUGACGGCUAUUGAUAUGAUGUACAAAGAAGGUCUGCAGGGUGUGGAUAAUGGGAUUUUAAUAUUUGACAAGGUUCGAAUACCAAGGGAGAACCUGCUGGAUAAGUUCGGUUCCGUGACUCCAGAUGGGCAGUACCAUUCCCCUAUUAAGAACAAGAGUGCAAGAUUCAAUGCGAUGCUGGCAGCGCUGACCCCUUCGAGAUUAGCUCUGACUUUUCAAGCUUUGAGUGCCAUGAAGCUUGGGUUGACGAUAGCGAUUCGUUAUAGCCACAGCCGGAGGCAGUUUGGGCCCAAAGCUAAGGAAGAGGUCAAGAUCAUUGAGCACCAAACACAGACCUUUCGGCUGAUGCCUCACCUGGCCACGGCCUUGGCCCUGACCUUCGCCAACAGGUAUGCUGGGGUCCUCCUGGAUGAGGACGUCUUCCACGGGAAGGAGCUCGUCCACUGUCGCCCGCUGCAGGCGCUGGUGGCGGGGCUGAAGGCCUACAGCACCUGGGAGAACCUCAGAUGCCUGCAGGACUGCCGUGAGUGCACCGGAGGCAUGGGUUACAUGAUGGAGAACCGACUUGCAGGCUUAAAAUGUGACACAGAUGUGUUUGUAACUUUUGAAGGUGACAAUGUUGUUAUGCUGCAGAGUGCUUUUGGUGGCAGCACUCGGAAGCUGAACAUGAACACCUAUCCAGACUUUGUGCGAUACCUCAAGAUUAAAUAG
This is a messenger RNA of Ceratotherium simum simum (southern white rhinoceros), 1347 nucleotides long. The record is from RefSeq and is a predicted model, not a curated record. Lineage: Eukaryota; Metazoa; Chordata; Mammalia; Perissodactyla; Rhinocerotidae.